Phanerochaete carnosa HHB-10118-sp is the source of this 582-nucleotide messenger RNA. RefSeq lists its product as uncharacterized. Lineage: Eukaryota; Fungi; Basidiomycota; Agaricomycetes; Polyporales; Phanerochaetaceae. Bases 196 to 390 code for a protein of 64 amino acids. The record is from RefSeq and is a predicted model, not a curated record. The transcript has a single exon.
AACCGUUGCGCCUAGGUAUCACCGCUAACAACCGCCAUCUGUAGGUGCACCAGUCCCAUGAAACCUCGAAGCCUCCAGAGCACUUCUUCGUGAUCGUGGGUACAAACAUACUCCAAGGCUCCGAUCAAGUGAUGGUGGUACCGCAGUCCUCACGCCCUCCGCCGCUACACCGACACUGACAUCGGCCUGCACAAUAUGCCCGAGGACUUCUGGCACUCAAACAUUGGCUGGACGAUUGUCAAGCCGCGAUACCAUCUCGGUGUGGCCAAAGUCAGUGACCUGAGCAAGGACCCUGUCAUUCAGUGGCAACACCCGCGGUACGUCUGGUUGCUCCUCGGCUGUGGUUCGGUCUUGCCUACCUUGGUUGUCAGGUUUGGCUGGGGCGGCUAGACGAGCAGAUUCUGGUUCGCGGGUACUGCUCGCUUGUGCUUCGUUCACCUCGUACGCGACUCUGCCUUUAUACGCAUAUAUGCAUAUGUUUACCUCCUACCUAGUCUAUUUUUGUCACCGCACUCGUCACCGUCGGCGAAGGCUACGGUAAUUUCUAUCACCAGUCCCCGAUAGACUACGGAACGCGAUUAG